Truncatella angustata is the source of this 1343-nucleotide messenger RNA. Its product is annotated as putative SAM-dependent O-methyltransferase. The record is from RefSeq and is a predicted model, not a curated record. The coding region runs from base 274 to 1104 and encodes 276 amino acids. The transcript has 3 exons. Gene Ontology annotation, molecular function: S-adenosylmethionine-dependent methyltransferase activity; O-methyltransferase activity. Lineage: Eukaryota; Fungi; Ascomycota; Sordariomycetes; Amphisphaeriales; Sporocadaceae.
AGCCCAGUGAUGGCAAACGCAUCUGGAGGGGAAAUGGCGGAGUUGCCAAGCACGAAGCAUACAUGCAUGCAGAGUCUCUCCAUGAGAGUCUAGAAUUAGCACGAGCCUAUGUUCUAAGUAUAAAUGACCUCUCAUCAUUGGGUUUAUACACAAUAUCUUACAAACUUCUCGAUAGGAUUCAAUCUCAGCCACAACUCUACGCUUUGACUCGAGUCUCGCCCAAUCAUCUUAUCGUCUCGUAAAAUUUCCAGACCGACAAAUUCAUCCUUCAAGAUGUUAGGCAGCGUUCUUCCAUUCAACGAGGAGACGGCAGACCGCGUCAGCGAGUACUGCGAGAAGCGGUCAACCGUGAUUCCCGAUGUCCUUCAAAAGCAUUGGGAGUACACUCGUACGCAUUUUUCCGAUGCUGACAAGAUGUCUUCGCGCCUCCAAGGUGCAUGGAUGAUCUUUACCGCCAAGGAUCGCAAGCCUAAGCGGGGUACGUAUAUCUCCAACUUAGGCGAAUUCAUCCUCCUUUGCUCCGGUGUAACUCGAGCUUUUCGGCUAUACCCAAGCCCGAAAUUGAUGGAAAUCACUAACAUGCACACAGUCCUAGAAAUCGGUGCCUAUAGCGGGUAUAGCGCUCUCGCAUGGUACGAGGGGACCAAAGAUACCAAGGCUGAAAUCGUCACCUUGGAGUUGAGCCCAAAGAUGAUCGCUGCUUCCCGCAAGACCUUCAAGGACUACGGCGUGGAAGAUCGCGUCAAGCUGAUUGAAGGCCCUGCGGAUCAGACCCUCAAAACUCUAAAGGGCGACUUCGAUAUCAUCUUUGUCGACGCCAACAAGGACGGCUAUGCCACGUACGUUCAGACCAUUCUGGACCAGAAGCUGUUGUCUCAGAAUGGCAUAAUCUUGUGCGAUAAUGUCUUUGCGCGAGGUCUCACAAUCGGCGCUGAUGCUGCACCGUGGCUCAACGACCACGUGCGGCCGUAUUGGCUAGGCUGUGGCCAGGCAUUGGACGAAUUCAACACCCGUCUCGUCGAAGACCCCCGAGUGGACGUUUUGAUCAUGCCCGUUUUCGACGGUGUCACACAAAUCAAAUGGAGAUCUGACGCGCAGAUUUGAGGAUGCAUAUCAGAUCUCAUGCUGACUGAGAUAUUGCUGCCAUGCGUGUCAUUGGGGCACUAGUACUAGUUUCUCAACGGGUUAACCCGCGCGUAUGCACGCUGCAAGGUUCUGCUCUUGGUGCUUCCCACCUCAGGGUUCUUUCGGUCAGAUUGUCCUUGAGGCGAGAAGUCCCUUAACGAUCAUACUCAUAAGCUUUCAUUUACCCCUAUGGGGACAAUGCAUAAAGUUCUUACCUG